Cavia porcellus (domestic guinea pig) is the source of this 786-nucleotide messenger RNA. It is a transcript of the gene Mrpl42, whose product is annotated as mitochondrial ribosomal protein L42. The transcript is spliced from 6 exons. The record is from RefSeq and is a predicted model, not a curated record. NCBI's taxonomy places the organism in Eukaryota, Metazoa, Chordata, Mammalia, Rodentia, Caviidae. Bases 242 to 673 code for a protein of 143 amino acids. Gene Ontology annotation, cellular component: mitochondrial large ribosomal subunit.
CACAGUGGGAGACCGCAGCGCCCUUGCCCGUGGACUUUCCCUGCCUGCUGCUUCCCCGCGAAGACUACGAUUCCCAGGGUGCCUCGCGGGCCAGAAGGGCGCGCGGGAAGGUGCCUCGCAGGACCCGGAUGCGGGCAAGAUGGCAGCCUAGUGGAAUGAAAAUUGGUGCCUAGAAGCAGAUUUUAAAGGCAGUUUCUUCCCCAUGUUUUUUCACACCACCUGAUAAGCUUCUUGAUAUAUUAUGGCGGCGGCAGCAGUAGCAGUGAAAUGGGCCAUAUCAAAGAGCGCUCUCUUGAAACAUUUAUUUCCAAUCCAAAAUGGAGCUUUACCUCAUGUUUGCUGUAAGUCUACGUAUUCUUCUCUUCCAGAUGACUAUAAUUGCAAAGUAGAGCUUGCUUUGACGUCUGACGGCAGGACAAUCGUGUGCUACCACCCUUCUGUGGACAUUCCAUAUGAACACACAAGACCUAUCCCUCAGCCAGAUCCUGUCCAAAAUAUUGAAGAAACACAUGAUCAAGUGCUGAAAACCAGAUUAGAAGAAAACGAAUGCCUUGAGCAAGGACCCAUGAUAGAACAGCUUAGCAAAAUGUUCUUUACAACGAAGCAUCGUUGGUAUCCUCGUGGACAGUAUCACAGACGUCGUAUGAAACUGAAUCCUCCAAAGGACAGAUGAUAUUGAGGUUCUUGGGACAAUCAGAGAGAAACGUUAUCCUGUACCUUGGAGAAAAUGCAUUCUAAUACUGCAUGGUGAUAGUAAAAUAAUAAAAUGUCUUUUCAAAUACUAAA